Messenger RNA from Symbiodinium sp. CCMP2592, 567 nucleotides. The record is from the annotation of a GenBank genome assembly. NCBI's taxonomy places the organism in Eukaryota, Dinophyceae, Suessiales, Symbiodiniaceae.
AUGGCUUUCGGAUUCCUGCUCGCUUCGGUCGGCUUGGCUGCGAUGUGCUCAGGCGCAGCGGCGAGUCGUUCCGAGCCUGUGGGAGCUUCGGGCUUCAGUCUGGAGGAUUAUGUGCGCUCAGGCAACCUUCACGAGGGACUGGAGUCCUGGAUGGAGAUCUUCCAGAGCUUCGGACGAGGAGAGCGCAUGGAGCCUGAGGUCUUGCAGGAAAUGACACAAACUGUUGGCACGCUUGACGCUGCCGAUGAAAGCAGUGCAUCUCAAAUAAGUUCCUCAGGUGUGGACCCGGAUUUGACGAAGGAGCUGGCCAAGCCGAGCGUCAGGGAGCGCGUGCAGGAUUUCGCUUCCAAUCCCGAGCUUCUCACGAAAGUUAUCCAAGAGAACUCCUUGGUGCAGCAGCUCGCAGCCAUGAAUCCGGCGGCAGCUGAAGUGAUCAACAGCCCGGAAGCGUUGCAGAAGAUUUUCAGCAAAGAUGUGUUGGACGUCUUGCAGCAGGGCAAGAGGCCCGACGACGCUGCACUUGAGUCCAUACUGGAGUCGUCGCAGGCAUCGCAGAGCACCCGCUAG